Molecule: messenger RNA, 1211 nt
Organism: Loxodonta africana (African savanna elephant)
Lineage: Eukaryota; Metazoa; Chordata; Mammalia; Proboscidea; Elephantidae
Product: olfactory receptor 11H7-like
Exons: 1
Biological process (GO): G protein-coupled receptor signaling pathway
Cellular component (GO): membrane
Molecular function (GO): olfactory receptor activity; G protein-coupled receptor activity
Source: RefSeq, a predicted model, not a curated record
ACCAUGAAUAAAUCAGGGAUAUCUACUGUAGCAUACUUUGUUCUGCUGGGCUUUCCUGGUCCCUGGAAAAUGCAGCUCAUUCUUUUCUCAAUGAUUCUGUUGGUCUACAUCUUGACUUUGACUGGGAAUGUGGCCAUCAUUUGUGUGGUGAGAUGGGUCCCACGACUCCAUACCCCUAUGUAUGUGCUCCUGGCCAACUUCUCCUUCCUAGAGAUCUGGUAUGUGACCUGCACAGUUCCCAAAAUGUUGGUCAAUUUUCUUUCCAAAACCAAGACCAUGUCCUUCUCUGGCUGCUUCAUGCAGUUCUACUUCUUCUUUUCCCUGGGCACAAAGGAAUACUUCUUCCCCUGUGUCAUGGCUUAUGAUAGUUACCUGGCCAUCUGCCACCCACUACACUAUCCCUCCAUCAUGACCCAGAGGCUCUAUGGCAUUCUGGUGUCUCUUUGUUGGCUCAUCGGUUUCCUUGGACAUUUAAUUCCCAUUUCCUUCAUUUCCCAACUACCUUUUUGUGAUCCCAACAUCAUUGAUCACUUCCUGUGUGAUGUGGACCCACUGACGGCCCUGUCCUGUGCCCUUAAACCCAUCAUAGAGCAUGUAUUCCACUCUGUGAGCUCUCUUAUUAUCGUUCUCACCAUUUUCUACAUCCUUGGGUCCUGUUCCCUGGUGCUCAGAGCUGUGCUUCAAGUCUCUUCUUCAGCUGGUUAGUGAAAAGCCUUCUCUACCUGAGAGUCCCACUUAGUGAUGGUAUCUCUGUUCUAUGGAACCAUAAUGGUGAUGUGUGUGACUCCCAUGUCUGGCAAUUCAGUUGCUAUGAAGAAGAUCAUCACACUGAUAUACUCUGUAGUGACACCAGUCUUAAACCCUAUCAUCUACAGCCUACGCAACAAGGACAUGAAAUAUGCCCUCUGUCAUGUCCUUUGUGGGAUGAGAAUUACCCAAAGCUCAUGAAUAGACUUUGUACAACCCAAUAAAUUUAUUACUGUAAGCGAGAGAAUAAUCCUCUUUCUCUAAUUCAAACUGACUUUGCUUUAUUCAUAACCAUCACAGAUCAUUUGUGCAAAGCCAAACUCAUUGUGUAUUGAUCAUAUGUUGAUUCCCUUUUAGUUUCAGAUAUGUGUUUCCAUGGGGAGAAAAGAUUAGCCCCCCAACAAAACAUAAAAAUAACUUUAAAAUCUUAAUAGUUAUCCAGGAAGGUUUUGAUAUUUUUUUAA